Salarias fasciatus (jewelled blenny) is the source of this 2091-nucleotide messenger RNA. It is a transcript of the gene bri3, whose product is annotated as brain protein I3. The transcript has 3 exons. The record is from RefSeq and is a predicted model, not a curated record. The coding region runs from base 418 to 810 and encodes 130 amino acids. NCBI's taxonomy places the organism in Eukaryota, Metazoa, Chordata, Actinopteri, Blenniiformes, Blenniidae.
CUUGUGACAAUCCAGACAGAAAGGGAAAGCCUUCCCCACUUCCCCCUGAGUUACGCGGCGCUGGGAUGACGGAUGAUUGUUGCUCCUGUGCCAGAGGACCAACUUCGAGCGGGGGCAUGGAGUUGAGUUAACCAUUACCAGCCAGACUCGGACCAUUCCUGAUUCCAGACCGGACGCGUGGCGAAUCUUUCGGAGGGUUUUUUUUUUUUUUUUUGGAGCGCCACCGGGUACAAAGUUGGCGCAUGGAGAGGGACGAAGUUUCAUUUUUGCGCAGCGUAUUUUCUUUGUUUUUGUCGCCAGUGCGUGCCAGCCAGCGUCCAGCAGCUUUCCGGGUCAUAACAAGCCGAACGGGACGGGUUGAGUUUUGAGCCUUGGCGUUGCCGGAUACUUGAGGGCAGACAAGUUGAGGACGCAGAGAUGGUGGACAACAAGCCCCUUCUCCAGGACAGACCCCCCGCCUACAAUGCCGUCCCGGGGGCGCACGAGUACGGCCCGCAGCCGCAGCCGGGCUACGGGGCGAUCCCCGCCGCCGCCCCGCCGCCGUACCCGUACCCCGGCGGACAAGGAUACCCGUCGGCCCAGAUGCCCCCUGCUGUGUCCCAUCAGCCGUACACCAGCACCUCUUACACCGUCAUCCAGCCCUCUGUAGUGGUGGUGGGAGGCUGCCCCGCCUGCAGAGUCGGGGUCCUGGAGGACGACUUCACCUGCCUGGGGAUCCUCUGCGCCAUCUUCUUCUUCCCCUUGGGCAUCCUCUUCUGCUUCGCGCUGCGCCAGAGACGGUGUCCCAACUGCGGCGCCUCCUUCGGCUAGCGGGACCAAAUCGCAGCCCCUUGCACACGCUCGUCCUCCCGUGCGCGCACACACAGACACACACAAAAGCAUACACGGCCACGCUUGCACACACUUGCAUAAUCCUGCGUAUUUUUCUUUUCCUUGUGUAUGCUCUUUUGUAAUCUCUUCUCGAUAUUGCACAUCGAUGUUGCCAUUUAAUUGGAUGAUCUGGAUGAAUCACAUUGAGGGUUUUUUUUUUGUUAUUAUUUGAGGCACUAUCUAGAAGGCUGUCGUUAUUUUCUGGCUGAGAAUAUAUUCUAGCACAUGUACAUGUCCAGAUGUUGUCAGUGCCUUCACUACAUGCCGAGUGAUCAUCAGAUUCCAUCAGUCAUGAGUUCUUCUGUAGAUUUAGCUCAGUUGUUCGAGAUCUGAGCAGAUUCCUUCAUGUUUGCUAAACCAGAUGUAACGAGGCAUUUGUAGGUUUUUUUUUUUUUUCUCUCACAUUUAUUGCAUUUGCUGGUACACUGUAUACUUUGUGCUGAGUAAGGCAGGGAUCACCGUAGAUCACUGAUGAAUUAGCUUCUUUUUCAGUAAUGCAAACCCGUUUUCUCAAAUUAUUUUUAUGGCUUUGGUGUGUUACGUAAGAAAACACACAGACGACGUUUGAGGAGAUGAUGUUAAGAGCUGUUCCAGGUGAAACGGCGGACUGGCGUCGGACUCACAGCCUCCUGUCUGAUUUCGUUUCUUUCUGAUUUCUUGGGGCCAUAUUUGCACUGACCGCUGUUGCGAUGAUUCUUCCGGUGGGUUGUGUUUUUCCAGGGCCAAUGCAGACCUCAGGUACAUACAAUCUGAAAUGCCCUCGACUCUACAGCCGCCGCCGCCACCGCUCCGAGUCCGGACUUUCUAAAAGACUCUGGUGUCAAAGCUCGGACUUCUUCCUCCGACGCGAGGACUUUACCUUCGUGGAAGCAUGCUGAGUACAAAAUGAAAGAAAUCUCAAUAAUGUGUUUAAAAUCUCUGGAUUUUCAAUCUUAGUACUUUACUGUGUGACAAGUCAACCUGCCCUGCUCCUCCCAGCAAGACAAUCAGUGGAAUGUCUCCGUCCCCCGUAUCUGCAGUGUCUCCAUGUCUACGUCUUCCAUUACAGCAGAGUGUUAUAAAAAGCUGUUCUCAGCAGAAGAAAAGAGAGAACUGGGAUUAGAGGGAUUAAAAAAAAAAAAAAAAGAAAUCUUGCUUUAGAAACUACACUACGCACGCUGUUAUGAUCGAGGUUCUUACUUUUAUAUAUGAGUUACUGUAAUUAAAAACGAAUGCGACAUA